This is a messenger RNA of Parathielavia appendiculata, 1545 nucleotides long. RefSeq lists its product as uncharacterized. The transcript is spliced from 2 exons. Lineage: Eukaryota; Fungi; Ascomycota; Sordariomycetes; Sordariales; Chaetomiaceae. The record is from RefSeq and is a predicted model, not a curated record. Gene Ontology annotation, cellular component: endoplasmic reticulum. Bases 1 to 1545 code for a protein of 514 amino acids. Gene Ontology annotation, molecular function: ubiquitin binding.
AUGGCGAGCGAGGAAGGGUUCGAUCUGAGUAGGCUCUCUGCAAGCCAACAGGAGGCGCUACAGCAAUACACCGACGUCACAAGCCAGGAGAUCAAGGACGCUGUCCCUCUUCUCGAGAGAUCCCAGUGGAACGUUCAGAUCGCAAUUGCCAAGUUCUUCGAUGGCGAAGGACCGGAUCCGGUCGCAGAAGCCCAGGCCGCACAAGAUCGCAUCCCGCGGGCAAGCGCGAGACAUGAAAACCUACACGAGAGUUUUUUGGAUGCUGGUAACCGGCCAAACCGGACGCGGCGACCUCAAACGGAUGCCGCACCACGAGUCGUGCCCCAACCUCCCGUAGUACAUCCGACGCCAUUUUUGGCAACUAUCCUCUUCGCCCCAUUCCGCUUCGGAUACAGGGUUUUCGCCAACCUCUUCAAAUUAGUCUCCUUUUUCUUGUCGUUCCUGCCGCAGUCGCUACGCCCCCAGUUUGUGGCGUCCUCUAUCUCGAAAGGCUUGGGACAGACAAGUGGGCGAAGAGUGACGCUUCCCAAGGAAACGGCGCGAAGGUUUCGGCGCGAUUUUGAAGAAGAAUACGGGGCACAUGGCCUUCCUUUCUUCGAGGACGGCCAUGCCCAGGCAUUGGAUACGGCCAAAAGGGAUCUCAAAUUCCUCUUGACGGUUCUAAUAUCCCCGGAACACGACGACACCGCGUUCUUCAUCCGCAACACGCUGCUGUCGCCGGAGGUUGUGGGUUUUAUCAAUGAUCCGGCCAACAACAUUAUCAUAUGGGGCGGGAAUGUGCUGGACUCGGAGGCAUAUCAGGUCGCCAGGGAGUACAACUGCGUCAAGUACCCCUUUUCGUGUCUGGUGUGCCUCACUCCCAAGGAGGGAACCACACGCAUGGGCAUCGUCAAACGCCUAGUUGGCCCUAUGACACCAGCGUCAUUCCUCACUGGGAUCCAGGCGGCCAUUACCAAGUAUGGCCCCGAUCUAAACGGCGUCCGGGCAGAACGAGCAGCGCAGGAGAUGGCGCGCAACUUGCGGUCUCAACAGGAUUCGGCGUACGAGAGGUCGCUGGCCGCGGAUCGCGAAAGGGCACGCCAGAAGCGGGAGGCAGCUGCUGCGGCGGCUGCGGCCGAGAAGCGUGCUCGGGAGGAAGCCGAGGCCGCUGCCCGGCUACAGAAGCUACGGCAGCAAUGGAGAGAGUGGCGGGCGAGCACCAUCGCGCCCGAACCAGCCGCCGGCGCCAAGGAUGCGGUCCGUCUAGCACUCAACAUGCCUGUCUCGUCUGGGGCGGGACGCGUGGUUCGGAGGUUUGCCAUGCAAACCACCAUGGAAGAGCUAUAUGCGUUUGUGGAGUGUCAUGAUCUCCUUCAAGACCCAUCCAGCGACAAGAGGGCUGAAAAACCCCAGGGAUACGACCACAAGUACGAAUUUACCAUCUCAUCGGUCAUGCCGCGGGAGACGUUCGAGCCGAGUGAGAGCACCACGGUCGGCGAGAAGAUGGGCAGGGGUGGCAACCUGGUGGUUGAGGACAUAACCCCUGAGGAUGGAGAUGUUGAAUAG